Molecule: messenger RNA, 3083 nt
Organism: Perognathus longimembris pacificus (Pacific pocket mouse)
Lineage: Eukaryota; Metazoa; Chordata; Mammalia; Rodentia; Heteromyidae
Gene: Orc2
Product: origin recognition complex subunit 2
Exons: 19
Coding region: 294-2060 (588 amino acids)
Biological process (GO): DNA replication
Cellular component (GO): nucleus; nuclear origin of replication recognition complex
Molecular function (GO): DNA replication origin binding
Source: RefSeq, a predicted model, not a curated record
AGGGCGGGAGAUUCCGUGUGUAGCGCGCGGCCUCCUAACCUCCAGCGGCGCUCCGCGAGCUCCGCGUCUAUUCCCGCGGCGGCGCGGUUUAUGAGAACUCGGCAUCUCAGGUUCCAACUGAAGGUUCCUUCCCGGCAACCGACCGCGGCUCGGCAGGGCGGCAGGAAGAGCGCUCCGGGGAGACCUAGCCCUGGGGACACCUGCUUCUCUUUCUUGCCGUAGCUCAGGACUCGUGAGGUGACCUUGUCUGAAUUUUCCAGCUACAGAAUGCCUAGCACCUUAAGAGGUUGGCCAUGAUGAGUAAAUUGGAAUUAAAGGAAGAUAAGAUGCUGGAGGUUCAAUUUGUGGGAGAUGAUGAUGUUCUUAAUCACAUUCUUGACAGAGAAGGAGGAGCUAAAGUAAAAAAGGAGAAAACCCAGCUUUUGGUUAACCCCAAGAAAAUAAUAAAGAAGCCAGAAUGUGAACUGGAGGAAGGCGACCAGGAAGUCUUAAAAGACCAGAACUAUGUGGAAGUUUUGGGAAGAAAUGUUCAAGAAUCCUGGAAAAAUGGUUCUGCUGCAGAUGGUGGGAAUAAAGUUUACUCUUUUCAGAAUAGGAAACCUCCUGAAAAGAUGGCUAAAUUAGCUUCAGAACUUGCAAAAACUCCAAGGAAAAGUGUUUCAUUGAGUUUGAAGAAUGAGUCUGAAAUUACAAUAAAUGUUCCUCAAAGUAGCAAGGAAUAUUCUGCAUCAGACAGAGUUCAACAGAAGAAAAAUGAUAAAAAUGAACUUCUCUCAACACCACCUCGUAAUCUAAGGAAAAGAUUAAUAGUGCCACAGUCCAAUUCUGACAGUGAAAGUGACUAUUCUGCUUCCAACUCAGAGGAUGAUGAAGGUGUUGCAAAGGAAUGUGAAGAAGACACAAAUACAGUCACAUUGAACCGAAGGAUGCAAGCUCAGUCGAGAGUAGUUUCAGAAACUGUUUGCAAAAGAACACCUCCUAAGAAAAUGAAGAGAGAUAAAACAAGUGACUUAGUGGAAGAAUAUUUUGAAGCUCAUAGCAGCUCAAAAGUCUUAACCUCAGAUAAAACUCUGCAGAAGCUAAAAAGACCUAAACUGGAUCAGCAAACUCUGCAUAACUUAUUGAGCAAGUUUUCUCCUUCCUUUUCUGCUGAAAUUGAACAAUUAAAUCAGCAACAUGAAAAAUUAUUUCACAAAUGGAUGCUGCAGUUACAGCUUGGGUUCAACAUUGUGCUUUACGGUUUGGGUUCUAAGAGGGAUUUACUAGAAAAGUUUCGAACUACUGUGCUGCAAAAUUCCAUUCAUAUGGUCAUCAAUGGGUUCUUUCCUGGAAUUGGCGUGAAAUCAAUCCUGAAUUCUAUAACACAGGAAGUCCUCAGUCAUAUGGGCACCUUCCGAAGUACACUGGAUCAGCUUGACUGGAUAACAAACAGAUUUAAAGAAGGUAUUGAGCCUAGGGCUUUCUGCAUGCCAGAUUCUUCUUUAGAACUCUUCCUUCUUAUCCACAAUUUGGAUAGCCAAAUGUUGAGAGGAGACAGUAGCCAGCAAAUUAUUGGACAGUUGUCAUCUUUGCACAACAUACACCUUAUAGCCUCUAUUGAUCACCUCAAUGCUCCUCUCAUGUGGGAUCAUGCAAAGCAGAGUCUUUAUAAUUGGCUGUGGUAUGAAACUACUACAUACAGUCCUUAUAGUGAAGAAACCUCCUAUGAGAAUUCUCUUCUGGUUAAACAGUCUGGAUCUCUACCACUUAGUUCUCUGAUUCAUGUCUUACGGAGCCUUACCCCUAACGCAAGGGGGAUUUUCAGGCUACUAAUAAAGUAUCAGCUGGAUAACCAGGACAACCCUUCCUACAUUGGACUUUCUUUUCAAGAUUUUUACCAGCAGUGUCGAGAAGCAUUCCUUGUUAAUAGUGAUCUGACACUCCGAGCUCAAUUAACUGAAUUUAGGGACCACAAACUUAUAAGAACAAAGAAGGGAACAGAUGGAGUAGAAUAUUUAUUUAUUCCUGUUGACAAUGCAACACUGACUGACUUCUUGGAAAAGGAAGACGAGGAGGCUUGAAGCUGUCCUUCACUCUAGAACCUUCCAUGGGUUUUUGUACUCCAACUGCCACUCCUCUAGUCAAGCGUGGGGUUUACACCCAACAUUAUUUUCUCAGUUUAUAAGAUUUAGUAUUUCGAGGGGUGCUUUCAUCAAUUAGAAAAUUUAAUUAGCCAGAUUGGUGCACCAUCUCUAGUACUAUGCAGUGGUCCUCAAGUUGGAAAAAAAAAACAACGUGCCUUUCAUUCAUUACCUCUCUGGAGGCUUCUUGCUGCGAUGAACAGUGUGCUCAGGGACUAUUUGGAACUGGAAGUUUUUGAAUUUUUUUAUAUUAGAGAUAUUAUUUCUAAUUUUCUGAGGGCCUUUUAACACUCUGGGGCUGAUUGCAAAUAUGCUUGUUCCAGAAUGUAGAAGUACAAGGACAGGAAUUUCAUAAAUGUGUUCUAUGUAUCGGAACUGAUGAGUGAAUUAAGCAGACCAUCUCUGUUUUUGAAAGGAUAAGAAAAGGCUGAUGGAAAAGCAGUAGGUGAUCUAGCUUUGUCCUUUUGGAUUUAGGCUCCACAUUGAGGUGGGAGUGGGAGAAGUACCAGGUGUCUACAGGGUAUACACCUGUUCUGAAAGCACAUAGACCAUGAGUGUGGUGACGCUGUCCCAGGAUCUGGCUUUCAUGAUAGAAGUGAGAAGCCAAGCUAGAAAAAAUAAUCUUGAAUUGCAUUUUAGUUUUCAGAAUGGAAAAUAAAAACAUGUCAUUAUUGUAAAAGGACACAUUUCUUUUCCAAAUUACAUGCAGGUGGGUAGAAUAGUAAUGGCUGGCUGAAAAAUCUUGAUUUCUUUUGUCAAUGGCCAUAAAAAUGACUGAAAAAUACUUCCAUUUUGCUCUUAAAGUAACUAUUUCAAGUCUUCUAAAUAUGUGAGCCUUUUUUCUUAUAAAAGGCUGAGCUUGGCCAUUGUCAUCAGCUUAUAGUCUACACAUACCCCCUGAAGUCAUUCACAUUUGGAAAUGAAAUUGGUCAAAAUGUCACCAACAAAAUCUGUAUGACAUCA